Condylura cristata (star-nosed mole) is the source of this 527-nucleotide messenger RNA. RefSeq names its product NADH dehydrogenase (ubiquinone) 1 beta subcomplex, 7, 18kDa (gene NDUFB7). Gene Ontology annotation, cellular component: mitochondrion. The transcript has 3 exons. Lineage: Eukaryota; Metazoa; Chordata; Mammalia; Eulipotyphla; Talpidae. Bases 66 to 479 code for a protein of 137 amino acids. The record is from RefSeq and is a predicted model, not a curated record.
GAAGUGCUUCCGAGUAGGAGCGAGGUGACCCCGAGCUGCGGCGGAAACCCGCGGCAACAGCAGCCAUGGGGGCGCACCUGGGCAGGCGCUACCUGAGCGAUGGCUCCAGGGAGCCCGACCCCCUGAGGAUGCCCACCUUCCCGCCCGACUACGGCUUCCCGGAGCGCAAGGAGCGCGAGAUGGUAGCCACGCAGCAAGAGAUGAACGACGCACAGCUGGUGCUCCAGCAACGGGAUUACUGUGCCCACUACCUCAUCCGGCUGCUCAAAUGCAAGCGUGACAGCUUCCCCAACUUCCUGGCCUGCAAGCACGAGCAGCAUGACUGGGACUACUGCGAGCACCUUGACUAUGUGAAGCGCAUGAAGGAGUUCGAACGGGAGCGGCGACUACUCCAGCGUAAGCAGCGGCGAGAGCAGAGGGAAGCAAACCUGGCCAGGGGCCAGGGCACUGGAGAGGUGGCCCCAGAGGUAGCCUUGUAGUGGGCCUGCCACUACCCUGUGUCAGAAAUAAAAGCUUCCAGGCCCUCA